AUGGGUUUCCUGUUUGUGUCACAUGUAAAGAGAGCCGGUUCAGUCGAGAAGGAAAACAUUUAUUGAGGGCAACAGUAUCUAUUUAAUCGAGGUAUCGUCAUGGCACCGAUGUGAGGUUGGUAUGUUUGGGCAAGAAACAUAUUUCUGCUGGAGAAGGUCUGCCCUUUGGCAGAGUGUUGCCUUGCUCAGCCCAUCUGCCACUGGGAGAGGCUAACAGUGAAGCAGCAUGUCCAGUGGGAAUGAGUCCUGCCUGUUUGAGAAUGGAUCCAUCAACUUCCUCUCCUGCUUAGUUCAUGUGUGGGAGGAGUGGGCAGGGCUCGGGAAGCUCGAGGACUUCCUCAGUUUCUUGGAGUAUUUGGUCUGGGUUUUCACACCUCUAGCAGUGGUCUUCAUCCUGCCUUUUCUUAUAGUUAUCUUCCUCUAUCUAUCCAUACUCUUCCUCCAUGUGUACAAACGCAAGAACCAGCUGAGGGAAGCUUAUUCCAAUAACCUGUGGGAUGGUGCGAGGAAAACUCUGGCGACCCUAUGGGAUGGACAUGGAGCUAUUUGGCAUGGUUAUGAAAUCCAUGGUUUAGAGAAGAUUCCAGAUGAAGGACCUGCUCUCAUAGUCUACUAUCAUGGGGCGAUUCCUAUAGACUACUAUUAUUUCUUGGCAAGUCUUAUCAUUCAGAAGGGAAGAACUUGUCAUUCGGUGGCUGAUCAUUUUCUGUUCAAGGUCCCAGGGUUUAAGCUCCUCUUGGAAGUGUUUAGUGUGAUCCACGGACCGCAGGAGGAGUGUGUGAAGGCUCUGCGGAACGGCCACCUUCUGGGCAUCUCUCCUGGAGGAGUACGGGAGGCCCUGUUCAGCGAUGAGACGUACCCUCUGAUCUGGGGCAAACGCAAAGGAUUUGCACAAGUGGCCAUUGACUCUAAAGUGCCAGUUAUACCAAUGUUUACUCAAAACUUGAGGGAGGGAUUUCGCUCUCUUGGAACAUUAAGAUUUUACCGAUGGGUGUAUGAGAGGUUUCGUCUGCCGAUAGCACCGAUCUAUGGAGGAUUUCCAGUCAAAUUUCGCACCUACUUGGGUGACCCCAUUCCAUACGACCCCAAACUCAAUGCAGCUGAGCUGGCUGAAAAGGUGCAACAGGCAGUUCAAGCACUAAUCGACAAGCACCAGAAGAUACCUGGAAACGUCCUCCGAGCUCUUUUGGAGCGAUUCCAAAGGGAACACAAAGAAGAUUAGCACACUUGCCUUCUCAGACUGAACGUAUAAAUAUGCUUCAAGUUCAAGCAUAAUUCAACUGAAUAUUGGAGAUAUUAUAUGAUAUUGUUACACCAUGAGAUUAGUAACUACUGAUGAUAUAGUGGACGGAUCAGCAUAUAUAUCAAUGUUGCAUAUCAAAUAAUGGUGCGUGUCUUUGUAAUAUCUGGUUACAUGUAGUCUUGUGCAUGUUAAAGUGUGUUUUUUUUUUUGUGUGUGUGUGAAUAUUAUUAUUAUUAUUAAUAUAUAUAUUUUUUAAUUUGCACACUUUGGUUUUAAUCAAAGGACCACUGCCAAAAACUUUGACCACAAAGCCUUUGGUUAGUAUUUUUAUCUCCUUUUAAUAAAAUCGCAUUCUGUCCAAAUCGAUAAUAUAAAUAAAUGUAGGUUCGGGAGGAGCCUGAUCAUUCA
Molecule: messenger RNA, 1651 nt
Organism: Rhinichthys klamathensis goyatoka
Lineage: Eukaryota; Metazoa; Chordata; Actinopteri; Cypriniformes; Leuciscidae
Gene: tmem68
Product: transmembrane protein 68
Exons: 8
Coding region: 227-1222 (331 amino acids)
Cellular component (GO): membrane
Molecular function (GO): acyltransferase activity
Source: RefSeq, a predicted model, not a curated record